Penicillium cosmopolitanum is the source of this 711-nucleotide messenger RNA. RefSeq lists its product as uncharacterized. Bases 1 to 711 code for a protein of 236 amino acids. Lineage: Eukaryota; Fungi; Ascomycota; Eurotiomycetes; Eurotiales; Aspergillaceae. The record is from RefSeq and is a predicted model, not a curated record. The transcript has 2 exons.
AUGUUCACUUCUCACCUGCAAUCCAGGAAGCCACUGUCAAAUCCACCUCCGGAACGCCCCCGCAAAGCUUUUCGGCCCCCGCAUCGCCAGAUUGCCUUCCGAAAAGAAUAUAUCGCGACCUCAGAAACACGUCUGGUUCUUAAACCACAAGGCGACGCCCAGUCAGCCGUUUCAUUCAAGAUUAUUGACGAUGAAGACGGUUCUGUGAAGUUCACCGUGAGUGGCAGGAAGUAUGGCAAUCGCGCUUGUCGAGAAUUUCGUGACUCUUCAGGGCUCCCCCUGUUUGAACUUCACCGAAAAGCUCUUUUUACGCAUUCCUGGUUCAUUACAUUGCCCGGAAGCGAUCAUGCGAGUAUAGCGAGAGCUGCUCCAAAAUGGUCCUUUACCCAGGGGUUCGAUGACUUCAGUCUAUCGUUCGAGAAUCAAGCUGCCGUGGACGCGAAAGGACAAGAAGAGAGACGAGUUGAGUUGAAUAUCGAGAGACAUGGCACCAUCCUAGCACUGUAUGAUGUUGUGGACGGAGAUAGGAAGGUGGCGGUAGUGCGGGAAAGUAUACAGCGCAACGAGAUUUUACCUUUUAUGAACUCUCGAUGGCGCAGGUAUAAACCUAUUCUCGAGGUCACCGUGACUUCCGGGGCGGACAUGUCAAUGGCUGCUGCCAUUGCUGUGAUCUUAUCAGAUUGGGUGUUUAAAACAGGUUGGGUAAUCUAG